CGGAAUUAAGAAAUAAGAAGUAUCAGAACCUCUUGAUCAACAAAAUGCUUUAGAAUAGCGCGAUAGCUGUAUUUAUCAGCAUGGUAUGAUAAGUAAUUACAUUACUAUACGCACAUUAUGGAUUUAGAUACAAAUCACUCUCGUAGGACCGUAUGGAAGGGUGUACGAAGCGUCGUAUUUUGGAUGAUUUUUCUCCAAUUAUUUGGAAUUGGGCAAUUCGACGAAAGUAUCAAUCCAGGAAAAAAUCAACAUGAUACCGUGCAAAAAGAAGGUGUUGCAAUCCAAGGGAAAACUACAACUUUGAAUGCAAGUAUGAUCAAUGUGACUUUGAUGGAGAACACUACAACGAUGACAUUGACAACAACAACAUUAGAGCCAGGAAAGGCAGCUGUAGAGGAAGAGCAUCACUACAGUAUGACCAUCUUCUUCAUUCUCCUCAUAGUUGCCAUUUGUACCCUCUGUGUUCACAUGCUGAUUCAGACAAAGUUCCACUAUCUUCCUGAAAGUAUAGCCAUAGUCCUAAUAGGUGCCUUUAUUGGUUUAGUGCUGAAGUUGGUUGAUACCUACAACCUUGGAGAUUGGAAAGCUGAAGAAAGACUGUCACCAACUGUCUUCUUUAUUGUGGUCCUUCCUCCCAUCAUAUUUGAAUCUGGCUAUAACUUGCAUAAAGGCAACUUUUUCCAGAACAUUGGCUCAAUUUUAGUGUUUGCAAUAUUUGGUACAAUAAUAUCUGCAGUGGUCAUAGCAGGAGGGGUCUAUUUACUAGGCACAGCUGAUGUGGCAUACAGACUGAACCUGGUAGAAAGUUUUGCAUUUGGCUCUCUGAUCUCAGCUGUUGAUCCUGUGGCAACAUUAGCCAUAUUGAAUGCCAUUGAUGUCGAUCCUGUGCUGUACAUGUUGGUGUUUGGUGAGAGUGUACUCAAUGAUGCUGUCUCCAUCGUCCUAACAACGACUGUGUUGGAGCUGAGAGAAUCUCAGAUGGGUGGGGCUGAAGCAUUCUUUCAUUCUGUUGGCAGAUUCUGUCUGAUGUUCUUUGCCUCUGCAGGAAUAGGAGUGACCUUUGGUCUUAUUAGUGCAAUUUUAUUAAAAUUCAUAGAUUUAAGAAAGACACCAUCCUUAGAGUUUGGUAUCAUGUUAGUAUUUUCAUAUGCCCCCUAUGGUCUAGCAGAGGGAUUACAUUUAUCAGGCAUUAUGGCGAUAUUAUUCUGUGGCAUUGUCAUGUCCCAUUAUACACAUAACAACUUAUCUCCUGUCACACAGAUCACUGUGCAGCAGACAUUCCGUACCAUAGCUUUUAUAUGCGAAACCGUUGUGUUUGCCUAUUUAGGAAUGGCAAUAUUUAGUUUCAAACACUUGGUGAAGCCUGCCCUAGUCAUAUGGAGUAUAGUGUUAAUCUUGAUAGCCAGAGGGUUGAACAUAUUCCCACUCUCAUUUAUAAUGAACUACUUCAGAGAGCACAAAAUUACUAAGAAAAUGCAGUUUAUAAUGUGGUUUAGUGGUUUACGAGGUGCUAUAGCGUUUGCCCUCUCCAUUCAUUUAGACGUUGAUAAGGAAACAAAACAGGUGCUAAUCUCCACCACUCUUAUCAUUGUCCUGUUCACUGUGCUAUUCCUUGGGGGAUCCACCAUGCCUCUAAUGAAGUUGUUGAAGGCUGAAAAGAGAACCAAGAAGCGCAGGCCUGGUAAAGAGGUAUCACUCAGUAAAACAAAAGAAAUGGGUGAUGCCGUUGACUCAGAGCACUUGUCUGAACUUACUGAGGAAGAAUAUGAAGUGAACUUUGUAAAGCCACACCUAAAAGGCUUUAUGAAGAUAGAUGCUAAAUACUUGAUCCCCUUUUUAACAAGAAGGUUUACUCAACAGGAGGUGCGUGAAGGCAAGAGGCAGAUGAACAACCUCACUGACCAAUGGUAUCAGGAGGUGAGAGCCGCACCCUCAGAGAGCGAAGAAGAGGAAACUGAAUUAAUGGCGCUCAAUCAAAACAAUCGCUGAAUGUUUUGAAUCAAAACAAUUGAUGGACAUUAUAAAGAAUACUUGCAGUUUAAAGUAUCAUCUAAAGGAGUCAUUCAUUUCUGAGAUAGAUAUGUUGCAUGAGAUUUAUGUAGUAUUCAGGUUUUAUAUCAGACCGAUUCUAAAACCAUUGACAUCUGUAAUUGAACUAACAGAUGCAUGUUUUAUAGCUACUGGACCACUGAAUACUGAUUAUAGUGAUUAUGUUUAACUUUAUUGAAACACCUACUAUGAUUAAGUGAAAAAUUACUAUAACUUGAUAGUACUGCGACACUUUAUAACAUUUUAUUUAUUACUUUUUAGUAUUAUGGAACUAACUAAUAUUGUUCAGGACUUUCUUUGUGUAUAUGUAAAUUGAUUAAUGUAAAGGCAUGGCGUAGUACUUUGCAAACGUACUACAUGUACAUCUGAUCACUCUCCCAUGACAUUGAUUAAUAAUAUUUAAUCAUGAAAACCCAAGAUUAAUUAGUGAGGAAAUGCAUGAGUUAUUGGCAUCAAUUAAUAUAAGGGAUGUGUUAAA
Molecule: messenger RNA, 2527 nt
Organism: Owenia fusiformis
Lineage: Eukaryota; Metazoa; Annelida; Polychaeta; Sabellida; Oweniidae
Source: the annotation of a GenBank genome assembly